AUGAAAUCAUUGAUGUCAUUUGAAAAUCACUUCAAAAACGAAACUGUUUCAUUGGCCGUUCCAUGGGAUAUGAAAACAAAUUUUCUGCAAACCGAAAUAAAGUUGAUGGACAUAGUGCGAGAACAUCAUGGACGGGAUAACAAGAGUGGAAUUGGCGACUUGACACGACAGCUGGGUGAUGAUGCGAAAAUUUUAAUGCUCGGCGAUACGAGCUUACAGUUGCAUACGCAGGCUAGCGUACUCCAUCUGCUGGCCACAGCAGUUAAAGAUAGUCGAAAACCGAAUCACAAACAGCUGGUUAAUGUCAACAUUUUCGAACCGUCAUUUCUGUUUGAUUUGAAAAGCAGUUCCGCAGUUCAGCGUAUCGCGGUGGCUCAGCAACUCAGCAUAUGGCUACAGCAUACGCAAACACGAGAAUCAGGCUCAUCAUUGAAUAUGAUCGCCGAUGAGCCAUCCUACCAUCUCGGGAUGGCGCGGCUGGCAAGAAAAACGGGAAAUUAUCGACUUGCCGAGAGACAGAUCAAGCUACAUUUCAAAAAACGUCGGCCCAUGCUCGACAGCAUUCAGCAAACCAUCCUGCAUACGUUGUAUGGAAAUGAGACGAAUGGCGGCGCUGUGGGUAAGGGCGGUAAUAUUGUCCCGAACGGUUUCAACAUGCCUACGCCACCCGUACCCCCUGGCCUAUGCAAUGCUGGUACUCUGGACACACUUUAUGGCACAUCAAAAAUGAUGUGGGCUGCAAAAGAGAAAAUGAAAAGACAGGAUCGCAUCAGUGCCGAGGGAAAAGCAUUUUCGUUGUUGUUGAGCGCUGUCGCUAAUGAAAUGGAUCGACUGCUUUACAAAAGUAACGUGAUGUUCAAUGGCGCACCAACGGUGCCUCCGGAUGCCCUGAUCUCCGUAAUGGCCGCUCAGCUCAACCAAAUUACCACUGAAAAUCCUGGAUCGGCGACAUCGACGAAGACCACUGAGCAUUAUCUGCUAGCGAAAUCACUGAUCCAGCUUGCUCGAUGGUUGCAAGCUCAGCCGACACUGAUGCAAGCAGCAAUGUGCCACUCAGCUCGUCUCGCUUUUCAUGUCUUCGGUGUUGAACAAUCUCGAUUACCACUUACUGGACGCUCUGUGGAUGCUUUUGCCGGUGCAAUCUUGAACACAUCAUGUAAACUAGCACCACAGCUGGCCAAGGCACAUUUGGAACUUGGCAACUGGGCAUUCAACGCUGCCACCAGUGCACAUGGUGAAGCGAGACUUUCGUUCGCAGACGAGGAAUGUGAUAUGAUCAGAUUUUACAUAAAAAAAGUAUCCAUUGAAGCGGAUGUUUUACCAACCUGUAAAGCCAUCAUCGGCACCAAACUUGAUCAGCGGGCAUGUGCUGCAAUGUUCGGUGAGGGCAAUGUUGUUUCUCGCAUCUGGAAAGGAGCCAAUGCCCGACUUUUGGCGUAUUGCAAUUCAGCAACACGUUCUUAUUUCACUUAUAUCGCUAUGUGUGGACGUCAAAUGGAUAAGGGUACAAUUGGAACGGUUCGAGCAACAUUACGAAUUUUGCAUUUAUUAAUAACGCAUCAUGACGCACUGCGCCAUCUGAUUUUGAACGAAAUGCUGCAAACAAACGAAUUGCUCUGGAAAGAUAUCCUCCCCCAACUGUUCGCACGUCUCAAUCAUCCGGUACGUGGUGUGCGUGAUACGCUGUGCACAAUUCUGGAGCGAAUUGCAGCCUCGGCACCACAUGCCCUGUGCUAUCCGGCAAUUGUUGGCGCUACACAGCCAAUUGUUGUACACUGUGGCGAUGGAGGCGAUGAUGAUGUGGACGCGGAACGAGUUGAUUUUGCUGAAGUAAUCAACGAAGAGAAGAGCAAACGUGCCGACAAAGUUUGUUGUUGA
This is a messenger RNA of Gongylonema pulchrum, 1878 nucleotides long. The record is from the annotation of a GenBank genome assembly. Lineage: Eukaryota; Metazoa; Nematoda; Chromadorea; Rhabditida; Gongylonematidae.